AUGUACCUCCGGAGUGAGGAUGAUGGAUCGAUUAAGAAAAGUUGCCCACGAGCGAAACAGAUGAGCUCCAGCGCCACUACAUACUCCACAAAACAACAAUGUUCUUACAUGGUGUACAAGGGAACGUUUCCUCAGCCAAAAGACAAUGCUGACCAGCUGUCUGAUUUGAUUUGGGGUGCUCAAAUAGUAGAAGCAAGUGGUACCUUGGGAAGACAAAAAUGUGGUCACGCCCACCCGAUCUGCGGAAAUAUGGCAUCUGACCCAGAACCUGCAGGGAACGAAAAACGGUCCAGUCAAGAAGAGAACUUGCGUGAGACAUUCAUGGCAACUGAGGUCGGAGGUCAGGUGCCGGAGAUCGAGAUCAUCGACAUCGCGGAGAAUGUGUGCAACCUGAAGAAGCAGGAGGCGGACUGGAUGCUCCGGAUCGACAUCGUCGAGAAGGGCGAUAAGCUCGAGCUUGUGGACCAAGAUGAGGAAGGGCACUGUAACUCGGAAUGCAAGACCAUUGAGCGUGCAUGCCAGGAGGUGAUGGGUUAUGCUGAUACCGAUGUUGCUGAGUUUGUCUACACAAAUAAGCCUUCAGUUGAUCAGCUGAUAAAGUUUGUCUGCAAAGAUAUUACCAAAGCAUGUGCUGCAGAUCCACCACCAGUUCCAAAAGACCGGGUCCCUGGAGAACCCUUUGCAGCAAAGCCCUCAAAGGAUGCUGAGAUGGAGAAGAUAAUGAGAUCAAUGGAGGGCAUGCCAGGAGCCCCAAACAUGAAGAUGUACUCCAGAGACGAUCUGAUGAAGAACAACUUUGGCGUUGAAGGUGAUGAGGAUGAUGAAGAUGACGAUGAAGACGAGGAUAGCUUACCCAAGAACUUGGGAAACAUUCUGAAAAACAAGGGUCCGCAAAAGAAAGACCUGAAGCAACAGGUGGUGAAACAGAUCAAGGAUACCGGCAAGAAACUGAAAGGGCAUGUGAGCAAGGUGUCCAAGGCGGUGAAGAAUUGGUGGAAGGGGAAGAAGAAGCCUGCAAAGUCCAGCAAAAGCGAGCUAUGA
Molecule: messenger RNA, 1041 nt
Organism: Triticum turgidum subsp. durum (durum wheat)
Lineage: Eukaryota; Viridiplantae; Streptophyta; Magnoliopsida; Poales; Poaceae
Source: the annotation of a GenBank genome assembly